AUGCAAGAGAACUAAUGCAAACAAGAACUAAUUGACAAUUAAAAGAGAAAAAGUGGCAGAAGAAAAGCUCCUAAUCAAUUUUACAAAUAGGAAAUGUUUGAUAUGAGAGAAAAUAUAAAAGUUAAUAGUGUUUAUAAAAAAAUUAAAUUAAAUGAUGACAAUGGAAAUCAAUUUAAAAUUAUUACAAAAAAAUAAAAAUAUAAAUAAAAAUUCCUAAAUAAAAAAAUGAAGAUCCUUAUUAAGGAUUGGGUAUUUUAGAUUUGUUUCUUUAAUAAGCAAUGGAAAUUUAAUAAAAAAAUUAAUAAAAUGCUUAAAAUGAAGAAGAUGUAUUACAAAUUUAAGAAAACGACUAAUCUAUGA
Molecule: messenger RNA, 360 nt
Organism: Ichthyophthirius multifiliis
Lineage: Eukaryota; Ciliophora; Oligohymenophorea; Hymenostomatida
Exons: 6
Source: RefSeq, a predicted model, not a curated record